AUAAAAAAAAAAUCAAUAUUUGAGGCUAGUAUGCUCAAAGAAUUUUGACUCCCUUGAAGCUGCUGCUUCUUCUUCUUCUUCUUCUAAGAAUUAUUAUUACUAUGUUAUCAUUAAUUCACUUUUAUGGUUAUAAUAUUCUUCCUUUUCCAAAUGUCAACAAAUUUUCUCCUUUAAAAUCCAAGACAAGAGCCUUUGCAAACAACAAAUCUCAUAUUUACUUAGCCAAAAUGGAACAAGAAAGAUCAAUGGAUAUUAGUCUUAAAGAUCUCUCUAAGCAACUUGAAGAUUUUGCUAAGGUUAGAAAUUGGGAAAAGUAUCAUAGCCCUAGGAAUUUGCUACUUGCCAUGGUAGGUGAAGUAGGGGAAUUAUCAGAAAUAUUCCAAUGGAGAGGAGAAGUGGAUAAAGGGUUACCAAAUUGGGAAGAAUCAGAUAAAGAGCAUCUUGGUGAAGAAUUAUCUGAUGUUUUGCUUUAUCUCAUUAGAUUGGCUGAUAUUUGUGGCAUUGAUCUUGCUCAUGCUGCUACUAAAAAAAUUCUCAAGAACUCUAUCAAAUAUCCUGAGCCUAAAGUAUUUUUACGGGACGAGGAUUCAUAUAACUGAUCUCAAUAACAUAUUUCAGAUCGAGUCAUAAUAAUAAUAAUAAUUGUUAUUGUCGUUUUUUUUUCUUUACUAAGUGUGUAUCAUGAUGAGAAGAGUUUUUUGUUUGGUAAUGAGACUAGAAAUAAAUAAAAAAAAUAUACGACAAAAAAAGAUGUCUUGAUUAUCGACAUCGAGGUUGAAUAAAUCAUUCCACUUGGCAAUAGCAAAAGCAAGGAGGAAUUCCACAAACGAAGAACUCAACCGAUCUUAUGCUUUAUUUCAAGCAAGUUGAGAUCGACUAAGUUGAUCUGAGUCGUUGCUGUUGAUAUUGAUGUUGAUAUUGAGAUAUUUUAUAUAGAGAGGAUUUAUCAUAUGGAAAAUAUUAGCUUAUUGUGA
Messenger RNA from Solanum lycopersicum (tomato), 974 nucleotides. The record is from RefSeq and is a predicted model, not a curated record. Lineage: Eukaryota; Viridiplantae; Streptophyta; Magnoliopsida; Solanales; Solanaceae.